GGUUGGCAAGUAUUGACAGCCAUACGUUUGAUGUUACUCUAACCGUGGUAGGUGUUGCCAACGGAAGUUACAGAUCUGAAUCUGUCAAGAGCGAUACCUGAUGGAAAUUACAGGAUGGAUAGCAUGUUCAUUUUUUGCACUUUUAAAUUUCGCGGAAGUAUUUGGGAAUACCGAAACAUAUGAAUUUGGAGAGAAAUGCUCGGUUUUCUGGAAAUACUUGGAUGAGAAUGAUCGGAUUUACGUUGACUACAACGGAAAACACGUUGCAAGUUACUGUAAUGACUAUUCCUUCAAAGGAAAGGGAGAUGAAAUAUUAGAUGAAUAUGAAGUCUGCAUUACUCCUGUUAAUUUUACUGAUCCAGACUGUGCCGUACGAUUAGAUUAUAAAACUUCAUAUGCCGGAAGCACAUUACAGAGUGUAACAUGUACAGAAAAUAACAACAAGAAAUACUGUGGCCCCCAGGACGAAACUCUCUUCAUAUUUUUUAAGCAACGUAACAAAAAGGACACAUCAAAUGCCAAAUUUAAGCUACUUAUCACAACCAAAAAAGUAUUUGAUUAUGGCGUCUUCGUUGGCUCUAUCGUCGGUGGAGUAAUCGGUGGUAUUGUUUUGAUCUCUAUGCUGACUGGACUUGUUUGUUGGUGUGUGUGUAAGAGAAAGCCCACACAAGGACAGGUGUUAAACCCAAGUCAGGGAAAUCAAACUUCAGUGGUCAACCAACCAUUGUAUUCACAAGCAGCGUAUUCACAACCAGCUUAUCCACAAGCAGCGUACUCACAACCAGCUUAUCCACAAGCAGCGUAUUCAGCACAACCGGCGGGUAACAAUGUAACCCUCUAUCCGACAGCAAACUACGCAACACAAUAUUCAACAGGGUAUAAUACACAACCUCCACCUAGCUAUAGUACUGUGACGUGAUUUCAUUUUCUUGGGGAAUCUUUAUCUUCAUAUUUCAGUCCAGCUCCACUUUUAAAGUGAUAUUUAAUGAAAUUAUAAGUCUCAUUCGAAGUUUACCCUUGGUGUUUUGCGUAUACACUCGUCACCAGAAAUAAAUCCAUGUAUUUCCCACUUUAAGUAGAUACCAUUGCAUUGUGUUGAUUUUGUAUUUGCUACUAUGUAUAUGAGCAAUGUCGAACGAUGUAUUCAUGAUUGUAAAAUAUGUUGUAGACAUCUACCUGUAUCUAUCGCAUAGUAUCGGGUCUAUGUAUUAUUGCCUUAUUUCAGAUUAAUUAUGCACAACUGUUUUAUAGAUGUCUGCACUGGCUAUAACGUCACUGAACGGUAGAACAUCAAAUCCAUAGACCUUGAUCCGACCAUACAUGUAUAAUGGUUAGAAUAUGAGCUAUAUGUUGAUGAACAGAUCGAACCCUUAUACACAUAGUGUUUUAACAUAAAGCGGCAGUGUACUCCUU
Ostrea edulis (European flat oyster) is the source of this 1413-nucleotide messenger RNA. RefSeq lists its product as uncharacterized. The transcript is spliced from 6 exons. The record is from RefSeq and is a predicted model, not a curated record. Lineage: Eukaryota; Metazoa; Mollusca; Bivalvia; Ostreida; Ostreidae. The coding region runs from base 101 to 919 and encodes 272 amino acids.